Messenger RNA from Podarcis raffonei (Aeolian wall lizard), 1427 nucleotides. RefSeq names its product Ras suppressor protein 1 (gene RSU1). The record is from RefSeq and is a predicted model, not a curated record. Gene Ontology annotation, molecular function: protein binding. The transcript is spliced from 9 exons. Bases 222 to 1055 code for a protein of 277 amino acids. Lineage: Eukaryota; Metazoa; Chordata; Lepidosauria; Squamata; Lacertidae.
CCCGGAGCGCUUCGCCUUACUUGGAGCGGCGCGCGCCGGGCUUCCCUCGCCCUCCCCGCCGGGCGCCUGCGCACUGAGAAGGGAGGCACUCGCCCCGGGAGCCGACGGGCGGGCGGGACGGAGGCGGCGCCUCAGAGCAGGGCGUGUGCCGUGAAGCGGGGAGCCCGGCCGGCCGGAGUUGAGCAGCCAGCAGCGCCCCAGUCCCGUUCCGUCGCUUAACCAUGUCCAAAUCACUGAAAAAAAUUGUGGAGGAGAGUAGGGAGAAGAACAUAUUGGAGGUGGACAUGUGUGAUCGAGGGAUCUCUAGCAUGCUGGACAUAUCUGGCUUGUUCACUCUGUCCCAUAUCACACAGCUGGUCCUCAGUCACAACAAGCUGACAACUGUGCCUGCAAACAUUGCAGACCUCCGGAAUUUAGAAGUGCUCAACUUUUUCAACAAUCAGAUCGAGGAGCUGCCAAUUCAGAUUAGCAGCCUUCAGAAGCUGAAGCACUUGAACCUGGGGAUGAACAGGCUUAACUCCUUGCCACGAGGAUUUGGCUCCUUGCCAGCUCUGGAGGUUCUUGAUUUGACUUACAAUAACUUAAACGAAAAUUCGCUUCCCGGAAACUUCUUCUAUCUAACCACCCUGCGUGCACUCUAUCUAAGUGACAACGAUUUUGAAAUCCUGCCACCAGAUAUUGGGAAGCUCACAAAGUUGCAGAUACUUAGCCUUAGGGAUAAUGACCUGAUAUCCCUCCCUAAAGAAAUUGGUGAACUCACUCAGCUUAAAGAACUUCAUAUCCAGGGCAACCGCCUUACAGUGCUGCCUCCUGAGCUAGGUAACUUGGAUUUGACCGGUCAAAAGCAAGUCUUCAAAGCGGAGAACAAUCCCUGGGUCACCCCUAUUGCGGAUCAGUUCCAGCUGGGCAUUUCUCAUGUGUUUGAAUAUAUUCGGUCAGAGACAUACAAAUACCUUUAUGGCAGACACAUGCAGGCGAACCCCGAACCACCCAAGAAGAACAAUGACAAGUCCAAGAAGAUCAGCCGGAAGCCUUUAGCUGCCAAGAACAAAUAAGCCACCUGUAUUCACCAUUCCUCUAAUUCUUUUUUUUUUUUUUUUUUUUGCAUGUCCAAUUCUUUUAUAUACUUUUUUGCUAGCAGAAAUGGAUGUUUUAUAAAAUAAAAACAAGGAAUACCUUUUUAUAUCCACAGCUACUCACAAAGUGUAAACUGCAUUGGCUAAGUAAUCCAUUAUAAUUACUAAUUUCUGCUUAAAUCAUAUAGCCGUUUGAUCCAAUGUAAACCACUUUAUUGACUCUCAGAACGUGUAUGAAAUGCACUUUUGGCUUAACUAAUUCACACAGCUGGCUACACUUUAUUGCAGCACCAAACCGUGUCUCAAUCAUAUUUUAUGUAAUACUCCAAAUAAAAUCAUUUUUGUACCAUA